UCACAAAAAACAUACUUUAGAUUUAGACUUGACAGUACAUUUAAUACGUUGUGGUUAUAUUUCUUGUAUAUAACGACCUCAAACUAGAACAUAAAGGACACCAUCUUUUCUUUUUCUCUCUAGCUCUCUUUAUCCUCUUUACCAAAAACCAAAGGCAAGAACCAUGAAUGUUAUGGUAGAAAGAUCAAGAAUCAUCAAGCCUUUAUAUGACACAAAUUCUCAUCUAGCAGCAACGCAUAUUCCCCUUUCGGUCUUUGAUAAAGUCACUUUUGAUGCUCAUAUCGCAGCAAUCUAUGCAUAUCACCCACCCACCCCACCAACCUGCGUCAUUGAAUUAGGACUCCAAAAAGCUUUAGCCAUUUAUCCGGAAAUGGCAGGAAGACUAGGCAAAGAUGAAAAUGGUAAUUCUGUCAUUUUUCUCAAUGAUAAGGGUGUUAGAUUUAUUGAAGCUAAAGUGGAGAGUGCACUUGAUCAUUCAAUACUCCUCAAGCCUUCACCUGUUUUGCUUACCUUACACCCUACCUUUAAAGAUGAGGAUGAUGUGAUACAAAUUCAAAUCACUAGAUUCACUUGUGGUUCCAUGGUUAUUGGAUUUGGAAUCCACGACCAAGUGGCGGAUGGCCGUUCCGUCAGUAGCUUUUUGGUGGCAUGGGGCCGAGUCACUCGAGAGCUCGGAGUCAAUCCCCUUCCUUUUCGUGAUCGUACUGUUGACACCCCUAGAAGUCUUCCAUUUAUCGAGUAUGAGCACGAGGGUGCAGAGUUUAUGUCGAAGCGAGUGAAAAUAGAAUAUUUACUCGACGAAACUCUUCAAAUCCAAAAGGAUGUAGUUGUAGAAAAUUUUCAUUUCACUCAAGAAUUUCUCACCAAGCUCAAGGCAAUCGCUUCCUCCAAGAAUGUCCAAGACAAGCCUUACAGCACUUUCCAAAGCCUUGUGGCCCAUUUAUGGAGGGUUAUGACUCGAGCUCGCAACCUACAUGGUUCAGAAACUACCCUUAUAAGAAUCGCGAUCGAUGGACAUAUGAGAUUAAUCCCUCGAGCAUCGGACGAGCACUUUGGAGUCCUCUGGGCAUUACCAACAGCAAAAGUGGAGGACCUUUUGUGCGAGCCUCUUCCACAUGCAACAAAGCUCAUUCACGAUGCCAUCAUAAAAGUAAAAAAAGACUACUUUAGGUCAAUUGUUGACUUUGCAGAUGACGAGGCGAUUGAGGGAGAUCUCAUCCCCACAACAAACACGAACAAGCCCAUAUUUUUACCUGAUUUGGAAGUUGAGAGUUGGUUGAGUUUUCCAGCUCAUAACCUAGAUUUUGGGACAGGUGGCCCUUUCUCUUUCAUGCCAUCUUUUUACUCAGUUGAAGGCAUGAUAUUGCUUGUGCCAUCAUCCACUAGAGAAGGAGGAAUUGAUGCUUUCAUUCCUCUACUCAAAGACAACUUGCCAACAUUCAGGAAAUUUUGUUAUGCUAUAGAUUUCAUGCAGCCCGAUUAAUGAUCUAUUAUUCAUAGUUUGAUGUGUUACAUCUAAAAUUUAGAACAAAAGUAAUGUUCUCAUGUUAUUUUGGUCAUGUUAUCUUUAAUUAAGUGGUAUUUUUAAAG
Lycium ferocissimum is the source of this 1590-nucleotide messenger RNA. RefSeq names its product agmatine hydroxycinnamoyltransferase 1-like. The transcript has a single exon. The record is from RefSeq and is a predicted model, not a curated record. Gene Ontology annotation, molecular function: acyltransferase activity, transferring groups other than amino-acyl groups. NCBI's taxonomy places the organism in Eukaryota, Viridiplantae, Streptophyta, Magnoliopsida, Solanales, Solanaceae. Bases 164 to 1483 code for a protein of 439 amino acids.